Messenger RNA from Frieseomelitta varia, 1019 nucleotides. RefSeq lists its product as uncharacterized. Lineage: Eukaryota; Metazoa; Arthropoda; Insecta; Hymenoptera; Apidae. The record is from RefSeq and is a predicted model, not a curated record. Bases 136 to 711 code for a protein of 191 amino acids. The transcript is spliced from 2 exons.
CUCUGGUAGAUCCAGCGACACAAAAUCAAUUGGUAGCCUCAGUCAACAUUUCUUUGAAAGUGACGAAGAUGAGAAAUAUUAUGGCACUUGUAACGGUUAUGCUUCCCAGCCUGGCAGCAAGUCAAAUUUAUUGUUAUGCAGUCAUUCUAUCGUGAUCAAGACUAUCAAAGAAGUUGGUCCAAAAAGUAUGAACAGGAACAUGACCGAAGAGACUAUGAAGACAGAGACUUGAAGCAGGAUGAUGACAGUCCUGUCUGUGAAAUCUGUCAUGGAAAUGGUCAAGUUGUUCAAUGUGAGCAUUGUGAUUUUUCUAGCGAAGGUGAUUUAAUAUGCUUCAGAUGUCAGAGCGACGAAGGUUCAUCAAAUGGUCAAAAUUGUCCUCGUUGUGAGAAGGAUGAGAGAAUAUUAUCCAGUAGAGUAGGAUCACAAAGGGGAACAACAUCAUCCAGCGAUGAAGGAAAAUACCCAGUAGAUGCUGUAGUAAAAAUUCAAGUUAAUGACCAUAUGAUUGAUGUAGACUCGGAUGAGACGCCUGAGAGUGACUUAUCAAGUAGUCAUCACCAUCAAAGGAGUACAAUGGAACGUCUAGAUACUAUUGUUGAGGCAAAGGGAGACACUGCCAGUGAAAAUGACGAGGAAAACGGGGGUACAAAAUUAAAUGGAACUAACAGCGCAAGAUAUCUCAAUUAUAUGAUCGUACUGUUUCUGUAAAUAACAUGGUUACGGUAGCUGCAGUUGAGCUAUGGAUUAUGUUGGUAAAUGGAGAGUAUUGUUUCGUUGAAAUUAGAAGUUGAGAAAUAAUAAUAUAAAAAUACUUGUAAUACUUUAUAAGUUUCAAAUAAUUUCAUGAUAGCAAUAUACAUACAUUUAUACUGCACUAUUCUAGUACUGUUAUAAUACCAUACUAUUUAUGCUAAUAGUAUCAAAUAGUAUACUAUUAUAACAUUUCUUAUUACAUAAAGAGAAACCACUUUUUAAUAGUAUUUCACAUUGAAUUUAAAAUAAUGUAACAUAAAUCC